Messenger RNA from Actinia tenebrosa (Australian red waratah sea anemone), 1649 nucleotides. RefSeq lists its product as uncharacterized. NCBI's taxonomy places the organism in Eukaryota, Metazoa, Cnidaria, Anthozoa, Actiniaria, Actiniidae. The record is from RefSeq and is a predicted model, not a curated record.
UCAGCACCAUUAAGGUCAGGCUCUCRGUGAAAAAUAGACAAAAAAGAAGAAAAUAAUUACUAUUCUUUAUGUAUAUAUCCUAUGAACUUCAAACUUAUACCAAAUGUUCAUGACCAUCACAGGUCUUGACAGAAAAAUAAUUGUUUCCAUAGCAACAAUCACGUGACUUUUAGAAAGCAUAAUGUAUGCAAAAAUAUGCCCUUUGCUAAAGCGUCUAGAAAACGUGCUCAUUCUUUACAUACACAAAAUAAGAUUAUUUAUAAGGGCAGCCAAUGUAUUAAAUUAAUUAGAACCAACUGGAAAACAAAGAUUUUAAGUAGAUUUCUAACACAAAAUGCAUGGCAUUCAUGAACUUCACUCUAAACAAACACUUUACUCUUUUUAAAAGUACAAACAGCAUUCGCUUUCACGAUUUCCAGUUACAAAAGUAUAGUUUUACUACUGAAAAUCAUAAAACAGGAAAAAAAAUCGCUUUAUUUGAAAAUUUUCCCUUUUUUCUAGCCCCUUUUUUGCUUGAAUAUCCGAGAUUCAAAAAUUGAAUUCAGGCUCACAUAGAACUGGUCAGCUGUCUGCUAAAUAAGAAAAGUUCCCAUGGUUACAUGGCUUGUAAGUGAGGUAAUCAAAGAUGGCGGACGGAGUACAUGAAAUUUAUUGCUUUAGAUUUUGAGGCUAUGACUGCCUAAACAGACGAGAAUUUUGCCAAAAAAGUGGAAAUUUAUCCUAGAGAUGCUCUUAAGAUAUAGUGCUAUGUAGGUAUUUUUCCAAUAUUUGCGAAUCAUGAACAGAAAACACUUAAUUUUACGUGCAAAUAUGUUUUUUUUGUAUUCGUAACUUGUUGUUUCCUAUAAUUUAAAAGUAGUUUUGAAAACCAUGAGCGCACUGUUAAAGAUUUUGAAUUCAUCAAUAAAUAACUCAUAAAAUACUUAACUCUUUGAUUAUUACUGAUAACGCUGCAUUAGUUUGAGCGGGAAUUUCAAGGCGCGUAAACUAGUACUUGAUGUAACGAUCAAAGCUCGUUCAUCUUAUUUCUACUAUAUAUUCUUCAAAAUACCAUAAAGCGAUAAUAAGUCUAUAACUGGGCGUUUGCAAAGUUUCCAAGGAUUAACUGGCGAUGUCAGGGACAUUUCUGUGUCCUAAUUCUUGUGGAUUUGCGAAAGUUGCUGCAUUGGAGAUCGCAAGGACCACUGUAUUGAUAAGGGAACAAGGAGAAAGUUCGACAAAAUAUAAAGCACACCUGAAGACUGAACAGUAUAAUAAGUUUAAAAGUAUCUUUUCAUCCGAUGAUUGGGAAAGAUUUUCAAUCGAUUUCAUUAAAUUCCAUAAGAAACUCCAAGCCUUAAGAGAGAAAGUUAAUAAGUGGAACGUCAAGAAACUAGAAGAAAAAUCUAAAUUCCUCGAUACUUUCUCCCUUAAGAAAUGGAUUAGUCUUCCAGAAGCUCGAAAGAGAGAACACAGCCUUGCCAACUGCAAAGGAUGUGCUAUCCGAUUUUCUGAUAUACAGGCAUAUUUUCCGGUGAAUUCACCUCAGCUUAAAGCCAAGGCAAAGAGUAAUCCAGUGUUUGCAGCUAGGAGUGCUGCAGAGAAGUUAUAUACUAAAACCCCUCAAACUAAACCCCUGAAAAAUGACAUUAAAACAGCUGCUAGGGACA